Brassica rapa (field mustard) is the source of this 3862-nucleotide messenger RNA. RefSeq lists its product as uncharacterized. The record is from RefSeq and is a predicted model, not a curated record. NCBI's taxonomy places the organism in Eukaryota, Viridiplantae, Streptophyta, Magnoliopsida, Brassicales, Brassicaceae.
GAUUAAGCUUGAAAGAAAAAGUAAACUUGAGAAAUAAGUUAACUUCUAAUCCUACUGAGUUAUGGUUUAAAGGAUUAGAAAAUAUCCGAAUAAAUUAUCCUAAUGAAUUUAGGAUUAAGAAAAAGGAAAUAUGUGUUUUCUAAUGAGUUUAGGAAAUUUGAUUUAUAUAUAAGGAGAUGCAAGGGUGUUGCAUAACUUAUGAGUUUUGUGAUUGUGUGAGAGCUUGAGGUUUUUGAGUGAGUUUUCCUCAAGAGAUUAAUAAGAGAGUUAUUCUUAUUAUAGAGUUUAUACAAUUCGAGAUUCUAUAUUUGGUAUCAGAGCCAUAAAGAUCAUUGAUGCUGUUCAAGAGAUCAAAAGCUUGAAGAUCAUUGAAGUUACGGAGAAGAAGAUGACCAUGGUCGAGGACGAGAAGGAAGAAGAAAUAUACAAGAAAUUUGGAUUCUCUUCUAUCGAGUGUCUGAUGUUAAAAUCCGCUAUUAACACCAUGUUGGCCAUACGAAUACAGAUUGUUGGGUUCAUGAAAGUUGUGGAAAGGCUAAAAACUUAUGAAGAGAGAAUCGGUGAAGAGGGUGCAGAACAACAAGAUGAACAUGGUGAAUUAUUCUCAGCUCACAUGGACACGCAACAAACCCAGCACGAGAAUUACGAUGAUAGCAAAGGAAGAGGACGAGGAGGUUGCUCAAACUGGAGAGGAAGAGGCCCUAGACGAUCCGGGUACUACUAUGUCACGACUUUACACGGUGGGAAAUCACAAGAACAGAGUGAAAUCAACUUAGAAGGAUUCAGAGCAAAGAAAUACAAUAUUCUUGUUACAACAGAUACUGUAGGCCGUGGAAUAGAUGUUCUUGACGUGGCUCAUGUCAUAAACUAUGACAUCCUUAAACAUAUGGAGAGGUAUACACAUCGUAUUGGGCGUACAAGACGUGCUGAAAAAAACUUUGAUGCUAAAUUACAUUCCAUAGGAGAGCUGGACAAAACAAACAGAAAAGCCGCUCUAAGCAUCUUCUACUCGCUAGCCCUAGCCGAAGCUUUGAUGUUCCUUGCGGAGAAAGCUUACUGGGAAUGGCAGGUCAGUGUGUGUAGCUUGCUCGAGAAUGUGACUAAACAAUGUGGCUUUGGUGUUAUUGGGAUGGUCUCUAUCAAGAGAUUCUUCUUUGACGCCUUCUCAAAGUCUGUGAAUGGGAGCAACUAUGAUGGGGAUAAUGUGGAUAUGGUCAGCUUUGUUAUGGAACUGUUGGGCUCUAGCUGCCCAUAUGAACAGCUCAUAGGUGCAAGAAUUCUCAGGAAGUGUGCAGAGGAUAAGAUUGAGAAGAUUGGAAUCAACUUGCCCGUCAUUGAAAGGUUGGUGGAGAUGCGUAACUGGAAAGACGUGAAAGAAGAAGAGAUUAGGAGAUCAGCAGCUGAGAUACUAUCAAAGCUUGCUGGCAUGACACAGUACUCUCUAAGAGUCGCUGGAAUCACUGGUGCCAUGGAGUCGAUUUCAUCACUAUUACAGAACACAAGAUCUUUAGGUGAAGCUCCUGACGAGAUUGGAGAGAAGAAUAUCUUCCACGACCAUCAUCUACUAUACGAUUACUGUAGGUUCAACAACUUAGGCCUCUUGAUUCUAAAGAAAUUAUCCAGAGAUCAUGACAACUAUGGAAAAAUCGGCAACAUUAGAGGACUUCUUCAAAAGAUUAUUGACUUCAUGCACACGGAUGCAAUACUCUUGAAGGAUGAGAACGUAGAGAUGGUUCUCUCACGAUUCCUGACAGUGAAACGGUCCUUGCAACUAGUGAGAAUGUUAGUAAGCAUGAGCAAGAAUACUGGGAGAUGUCUUAGAAGAGAGAUCUCAGAGAUCGUUUUCACAGUUAGUAACCUGAGAGAUGUACUGCAUCAUGGAGUGAGAUACCCGAAACUGCAGAAGCUUAAGAUUGAGAUCUUGAGCUUCCUGGCCCUUGAGAGAGAGGCAAGGGAAAGAAUUGGUGUGACUGGAGGUGUCAUGAAAGAGCUCUUUAACAUUUUCUUGAAAAGCAAGGCACGUAGGGAUGUGAAUGAGAGAAAGGUUAAAAUCGCUGCAGGGGAAGCUAUAGCUAUGCUUGAUUUGGAGAGUAGAAGCAACUGCGUCCACAUUCUAAAGCUUGGAGUCUUGGCAAGACUUGUGGAUGCAUUUGAAGUUCCUUUGGUCCGUGUCAAUGCAGCGAGAGUGUUGAGGAACUUGUGCUUAUACUCAGAACAUGAAUGCUUUAUAGAACUGAGGCUCAUUAAAGCAGCAGCUCCCAUGGUGUUGAAGUCAAUAACAUCGGGAGACAACAAGUUACAGGAAGUGAUGCUAGGGUUAGCAACACAAGUGUUCAAAUUCAUGAGUUCAGAAGAAGUACACGACCCUUUGAUGGAUUCAGGGAUAAAGAAGAAAGAACUGGCAUACUUGUUUGUUUCGACUCUGAAGAAACAUGACAAGCCAUCGGUUAAGGUUCCAAAAAUCAGGUUUGUGGUUGAGCUGGCGAGAUGGAUGAUGGAAGGUGAUGUGGAGAACGUUGUGAUGUUCAGAGAUUUGGCUAUUAAGAGAGAGCAAGAGCUGCUUGGAGCUAAAGAUAAAAUUGACACCAAGGAAUCUGAGCUGAUUCAGAUGAUUUUAGCAAAGAGGGAAGAUGAAAUCAAGAACAAGAGGGAAGACUUAGCUGGAGAAAAAGAAGAAAACUUGCAGGAUGCAGAGAGGAAGGCUCUCUCUGAGAAGAAGAAACUAAACCGGUCAAAGUGGAAGGCCAAACAUAGGCUUCACAGGAAAGAAAAGAAAUCAUCCAAGGACAGAGCUGGAAAUAUAGCUGCUAACGCAGUUGCAAGUAAUGAAACCCAGAAAUCUGAUACUGUUACUACUCCUACUGUUCCUGACGUUUUUAAUAGUUUACAAAUCAAACUCUGGGAAUACCAAGUCAAAAAGAAAGCUGGCCAAGUUACAGUUGGGUAUGCAGAUAGGAGUAUAAGGAUACGGGGUACUGAGAAAGGGACAUGUAAAACUACUCUUGGUGGAGUUGAUACAAACGGAGACUAUUUCUUUGCAUGCUGUGAAAUCCAGAGACAAACCAAGGAUAUAGUUGUGGGUGUGUGGUACAGUAACUCAGGAAGUCUGUUGACUUGUCAACAGGCAGGGAAAACAAUUGUUUUCUUCCGGGUGUUAAGUCGGGAUAUACAAAAAUCCAAAGAGUCUCUUGAAACUGUAAUAAAGUUACAUGCAACAUCUGAGAUACCAAUUGUUGGAGAAAGAAAUAGUGGGCAUAGAGUUGACCCUGAAGAUGGUAAGAGCGUGGAAGGAAAUAUAUUUUAUGUUGAUGAAAGUCUAAUUAUGAGGUGUUCGAUCGAACAAGAGACUGUUGUGUUAUCAUCAGGUGAAGCUACAUUGAUAACAGAGAAUGAAGCUGCGAAAUUGGCUACAUGGCGUGGAGAGUUACAACGGCGUAUACUCAGGAGAGAACAGAGAACUGACAUCUUGUGGAGAGCACUUGGAAAAUUGAAGUUCAAGGAGAUGAGAGGUGUUGAAGAUUUUUCGAAAAUGGAGUUCAAGCUUAAGGGGGAGAAUGUUGGAUUAAGCUUGAAAGAAAAAGUAAACUUGAGAAAUAAGUUAACUUCUAAUCCUACUGAGUUAUGGUUUAAAGGAUUAGAAAAUAUCCGAAUAAAUUAUCCUAAUGAAUUUAGGAUUAAGAAAAAGGAAAUAUGUGUUUUCUAAUGAGUUUAGGAAAUUUGAUUUAUAUAUAAGGAGAUGCAAGGGUGUUGCAUAACUUAUGAGUUUUGUGAUUGUGUGAGAGCUUGAGGUUUUUGAGUGAGUUUUCCUCAAGAGAUUAAUAAGAGAGUUAUUCUUAUUAUAGAGUUUAUACAAUUCGAGAUU